AUGCCCUCCAACAAGAAGCAGGCAAGCAAGUCUGGGGCUAAAGCCCGCAGCAGCAAAGACACAACUUACCAAGUGCGAGACAUUCGGGGCUACCGAAUCGACAAUAAGGUGGUGCGCGAGCAGCACACGCAGCAGAGCAGCAGCAGCAGCAGCAACAGCAGCAGCAGAAGCAGCAACAGCAGCAGCAAGUGCUGUACAAUGCGUCGGCAGCUGCCAGAUGGCCGCCCGGGCUGCUGGGGCGUCUCUGUCGCUUGGAUUUGUUGCUGCUCGCACUGCAAACCACAGCAGAAGCAGCAGCAACAGCAACGGCAGCAGCAGCUACAGCAGCAGCAGUUGAGCGUGUGCAUGCGCCUUCAGGAGAAGUUUUUUGUCUUAUGGCUCGACUAUGCUGACGAUGAGAGCACGUGGGAGCCUUGGAGUUCCCUGUCGGAUCUUGGGGGAGACCUCCGCAGGAAGAUGGACCUCCUGAGGGACAGAUACAAUGAGUCUGUGAGGCGGCUCGUGUCUCUGCGGGAAAGUCUGGCCUUAGCCAGAGACGAGGCCUUGCGUGCUGCUCGUCGGCUUGCGGACCUAGCGGUGUCACCCCACAGCAGCAGCAGCUGCUGCUGCAGCAGCAGCAGCAGCAGCAGCGGGCUUUUGUCACUGCAGGUCGCUUCUCCGACUGCCAGCGCAUGCCCGAGCGAGUCAGCGGGAGAGGCCCCGUCGUCCCCGGGAGAUGCUGCUGCUGUUGCUGCUGGCGCUUCGCAGCGGCAGCAGCAGGAGGCGGCGGCUGCAGCGAGCGCGCCAACAGCAGCAGCAGCAGCAGAACGGCAAGAGCUGCUGCAGCGCGCAGGCCUGAGCCGCAUCGCCACGCGCAACUUGCGCUGCUUCGUUUUAAAUCUGAAAAGAACAGCAGCAGAUCAUCGGGCCUUUUUUGAGUCCCCGGAGGAGACGCUGGGGCUGCCGCAGCGGCCGCAGCAGAAGCGCAGCAGCAGCAGCAGCAGCAGCAGCAGCGGGCUCCCCACAGACACCGCCGAAGACCGCAGCAAUUGCCUCCUCAUCCCCACACAGCCCUGGGAAGCCUUUCCAGCCUUUACAGAUUGGGGGACCGAUCCCGAGGGCCAGCUGCUGCUGCAGCUGGCUUACCUGCGAGUUGAGUGGCCGCCAGUGCCUUUCACUGCUGCUCUGGUUCGCCGCUGUUUGACUCCGGAAGUCAAAUUUGGAAUGAGCAGAAGGCUGUUGGAGACUUUGGCGGAGUGGCAGCUGAGUCGGCUCAUCGGGUACGACUGCGUCCUGAUGCCCCACGAAGAAUUCAUGUCCCGCUUCGACAUGGGCAAACGGCUGCUGCAGCAGUGGCAGUGGACAAAGCGGAGGCUUCUUGCUGCUGGCCUGCUGCUGCAGCUCAGAGACCCCGCCAAAGAUAUUGUCUUCAUUGCCCUCAGAGCCACCAGAGAACAGCUGGAGGACUUUCUGGCGGAAAUGAACAGGCUGCGCGUCUCCAGCAAGCUCAAGAAAGCAGCAACGGCAGCAGCAGCAGCAGCAAAGACUGCAGCAAACGGAGCUGAAAAGGCUGGGGAGGCGGACGCAGCACACAGUGACCUCUCCAAGCAGCAGGGCCAAAAGCAGAACGAGCAGCAGCAGCAGCAGCAGCAGCAGGGAGCGGAUGAAGGGUCAGAGGACUCUUUGAAAGUACUUGAAGUUAGGUCGGGGGCGCUCAGCCCUGCCCUCGAGGCGAGCGCAGCCAGCCGCCGAAGCAAUAGCCCUCAGCCGGGCCGGCAGCAGCAGCAGAAGCAGCAGCAGCAGCAGCAGGAUGGAGAUGAUGUCUUGGUGGUUGGGGAGGAGGUUGCUGCCUCUCGGCGGAAGCGUCAGCGCAGUGCCUCGGGCACGGCCUCGCCUGCCGGAACUUCCACCACUUCGACAGCAGCAGCGGCAGCAGCAGCAGCAGCAGCAGCAGCAGCAGCGGAACAGGCGGAGGUGGUGCUGGGGGACGACGAGUCGGAGGAUGUCGAAAUAUUGUCCGACCCAGAGGGAAGCCCUGCAGCAGCAGCAGCUGCUGCUGCUGCUGUUGAGGUUUUUGUGGCUCAUGUUUGGCUGCGCGCGGAGGAAGCAGCAGUGACGCAUGCACUUGAGGUGAUUCGGCACGCGGAGGAAACUGCUGCAGCAUUUGCUGCCAGCGCGCAGAACCAAGCUGCUGCGCCCCACACGCAGCAGCAGCAGCAGCAAGACCCGGACUUCCGGGAGUAG
Eimeria tenella is the source of this 2223-nucleotide messenger RNA. RefSeq lists its product as uncharacterized. Lineage: Eukaryota; Apicomplexa; Conoidasida; Eucoccidiorida; Eimeriidae. The record is from RefSeq and is a predicted model, not a curated record. The transcript has 6 exons. Bases 1 to 2223 code for a protein of 740 amino acids.